This is a messenger RNA of Lycium barbarum (goji berry), 2280 nucleotides long. RefSeq names its product protein trichome birefringence-like 14. Gene Ontology annotation, cellular component: Golgi apparatus. Gene Ontology annotation, molecular function: acetyltransferase activity. Gene Ontology annotation, biological process: xylan biosynthetic process; xyloglucan metabolic process; plant-type secondary cell wall biogenesis. The transcript is spliced from 5 exons. The coding region runs from base 420 to 1805 and encodes 461 amino acids. NCBI's taxonomy places the organism in Eukaryota, Viridiplantae, Streptophyta, Magnoliopsida, Solanales, Solanaceae. The record is from RefSeq and is a predicted model, not a curated record.
UAGUCUCGAUCACACCAGAUCUCUCUCUCUCUCUCUAUCUUUAUCAAAUGUCGGCGAACUGAAAUCAAAGCUCCAUUUUCAGACCCGACCCGCCAAUUCUCCAUUCUUUCAUAAUUGUACAUAUAUAUACAUAUACGUAUAUCUGCAUUUACACAUAUAUUAAUACAUCGAUCUAUUAAUAGCAGCCAAUGUGAAUGGAGAAAGGUCAAGGGAUCUAUCAGCAUUGUUAAAAAAAGCAGCUUCUAUCAUAUAGUUUCAAGAGCCCAGGGCUGUGAAAGUUGUAGCUAAAAUCUUGAUGGUUGUUGUCCGAAUCUCCCAGAUGUUCUUCACUUCACACAUGUACAAAAGCUCAUUCGUGUUGUAGCGGAAGAACGGCAGCAACUCACAAGUAUAUAUCUGCUUGGAGUGUGCAUAGAAAAAUGAAAGGCGGAAAUGUUGGAAGAUUUUGGGGAGGACAGUUCUCCUUUUUCCUGGCUGCUAUCUUAUUUACAACCAUAUUUCUUUGGUGCUGGGAGAAGAAUCCACUUCUUACUAGCUUAUUGUCAGCACAAGAUCAGUUUAUAAUGCAGUCCGCAGAGAUUUCAGUGGAUGAAUCUGCAGUUUCAGUGAGAUCAAACGAACAAAUAGUGGACGAGCAUUCAAAUUCACAAAUAGAAGAAGGCAGAAUAGAGGAAGAUAGAUUGAAAGUUUUUGAUAGUUCUGUUAAGAAUGUCACAGUCACGCCUUCCACCAAAAGGAGAGAUGAUAAAAAAAUUAUGACUUACCGAUUAGAGAGAAAAGCUUGCAAUUUUGCUAAAGGCAGGUGGAUGGCAGACAGUAGGAGACCAUUAUACUCUGGGUUUAAAUGUAAGCAAUGGUUAUCAGAUAUGUGGGCAUGCAGACUGACCCAACGUACUGACUUUUCCUAUGAGGGAUAUCGUUGGCAACCAGAAAAUUGUGAGAUGCCAGACUUUAAUGGUUCAGAAUUCUUGAGAAGAAUGCAGGACAAAACUAUUGCUUUUAUUGGAGAUUCACUAGGCAGACAGCAAUUCCAGUCUCUCAUGUGUAUGGUCACUGGCGGUGAGGACAAACUUGAAGUUGAAAAUAUAGGAUGGAAGUAUGGCUUGGUCAAACCACGUGGUGCUGUACGUCCUGAUGGCUGGGCUUAUAGGUUUCAGAAAACAAACACCACAAUUUUGUAUUACUGGUCAGCAAGUCUUUGUGGUAUAGAGCCCUUCAAUGUCACAGAUCCUGCCACAAAGUCUGCGAUGAACUUGGAUCAACCUCCUGCCUUUCUGAGGAAAUAUCUUGAUCAAUUUGAUGUUGUGGUGCUGAAUACAGGUCAUCACUGGAACAGAGGGAAGAUUAACGCAAACCGAUGGGUGAUGCAUGUAAAUGGAAAGCCUGUUGUAGACAGGAAGCUUGCAGAAAUAGGAAAUGCUAAAAACUUCACAGUUGAUAGUAUUUCCAGAUGGCUUGAUUCCCAGAUUGCUUCACGUCCACAGCUUAAGGCUUUCUUCAGGACCAUCUCCCCCAGACAUUUCCUCAAUGGGGACUGGAAUACUGGAGGUCGAUGUGACAAUACUAUUCCACUUACUAACGGAAAUGAAGUCCAGCAAGAGGAAUCAAGUGAUCCAGUUAUAGGGGAUGCUGUGAAGGGCACAAAAGUUAAGUUAUUGGAUAUAACAGCUAUUUCUGAACUAAGGGACGAGGGUCAUAUAUCUCAUUACAGUAUAAAAGCAUCAGAAGGUAUAAACGACUGCUUGCAUUGGUGCCUACCCGGCAUCCCUGACACGUGGAACGAACUCUUGUAUGCACAACUUUAGUGUCUAUAGAAUCUGAUGAAAAAAGCAUGAAGCUCAUACAACCUGACCAAUGUUGAUGACCUGUCACUCGUGUUUUGUCCAAUUCAGCUUGCUAGCCCGCUCGUGUAUUCUAUUGUAUUCUUUUUGUAAGUAGAGUUAUUCAUAUACCAAGGAAGAAAAAGCAGCUAUUCCCAAGUCAAAUCAGACAUGAAGCAAGAUGAAAAUGCAAUGCGCUAUGGACUAAAAUGCUUCAUCUGCAGAGGAUACUGAAGCUGCUGCAGCUUGACAACAUCCAUGGCUUUUUUUCAUGAAAAGUUUCUUCCUCUGUAGGCUCACACUCAUCAGAAUAUUAGGGAUUCUUUAGUUUGAACUGAGAUUUAUACCAAUUGCCUAUACUGAUAGAUGUUUUUUAGAGAUUUAGUCUUGAUAGAUUCGUUGUUGUAACAUCAUUACCAUUUAUUAUUUAUCAAUAGAUGUUUACAAUACUUUGCUGGAG